This is a messenger RNA of Vavraia culicis subsp. floridensis, 1198 nucleotides long. RefSeq lists its product as uncharacterized. The record is from RefSeq and is a predicted model, not a curated record. The transcript has a single exon. Gene Ontology annotation, cellular component: CCAAT-binding factor complex. Bases 28 to 516 code for a protein of 162 amino acids. NCBI's taxonomy places the organism in Eukaryota, Fungi, Microsporidia, Pleistophoridae. Gene Ontology annotation, biological process: regulation of transcription by RNA polymerase II. Gene Ontology annotation, molecular function: protein heterodimerization activity; RNA polymerase II cis-regulatory region sequence-specific DNA binding; DNA-binding transcription activator activity, RNA polymerase II-specific.
AAAUUGUGUUUCAGCCCCUUAUCGGCGAUGACUGAAACUAAUCAAUUCAGCACGAAUGAAACAAACCAAGACACAAUGAAACCAAGCAAAUAUAAAAAACAAGAAUUUAAAAUUGAUGUGGACAUGGACAAAAAUUCUUAUGGUCCGUUGAAGACAACUGAUAGACUACUUCCAAUAGCAAACAUUUCCAAGAUCAUGAAAGGCCCUAUACCAAGAAGCGCGAAGAUAGCAAAAGACGCAAAGGAACUAAUGCAGAAGAGUGCCAGCGAGUUUAUAGCAAUUGUUACGUGCAUGGCCAAAGAGAUAUGCGAAAGCGAGAACAGGAAAACCAUAACAGGGGACGAUCUGAUACGGUCUAUGAAGCAGCUUGGGAUGUAUUAUUACGCGGAGAUCACCAAGAAGUACUUUAUGAGGUAUAAAGAUGGCGGAAAGGCGUUUAAAAAUAAAAGUUACACCGAAAAAGAUUUUGGUGAGCCCCAUCCCCAUUUUAGUAACGAAUAUAGACACCUGCAAUAAUUCGUGCGCCAUGCAUUGUAAAUACGAUUGUCAAUAUAAUUAAAAUGAAUAUCGAGGAAAAAGUUUAGAAUUGGUUGGUUACAUCGCUUGAUGAACGGGAAGAUAGAGCUGCACCGUUUGAACGUGUGAUAUAUUGGUGGGUGUUUGCUGUGUGAUCAAUUAUUUUCUUGUGAAUGCCGUGUUAUACCCUGUUAAUAUUUCUGCUUGCCUUUGUUGUGGGUUACAUCUCCGGUAGGAAGUCUAAAAUAAUUAAACUCACCGCCAAUGACUCGGUUAACAAUUUAAGUUGCUUUCCGAGAUUCUGCGCUUCCCGAACGAGCAAAAGCAGUAUUUUGUAUAGCGGUGUUCCAAGCCUUGUUUAUUGAUUUGUGAAAAUAAGGGCCGGCUCAGUAGAAAGGAUCAUUUUUACCGUUUGAUGCAAUAUCUGAUUCAAUCAGCACCACCUUUGGUCACUGAGGUGCUAAGACGUGUUAUUUUAGGAAAGUAGCUUUUAUAAGAAAAAAGCGAACGUAACUUCGGUUCAAGCGUUCAAUAGGCCUUGGAUGACCAAAAUACGACAUAAACACAAUUAUAUGAUUUAUUUUGAGCUGUGCAGAAAAAUAUAACCACAAAAAUGUGGAGAACACGUAAAAUACAACGAGAAGAGAAAGUUUUUAUCCCAUGAUGCGAAUCGAAGAUACAC